This is a messenger RNA of Penaeus monodon (black tiger shrimp), 1431 nucleotides long. RefSeq lists its product as uncharacterized. Lineage: Eukaryota; Metazoa; Arthropoda; Malacostraca; Decapoda; Penaeidae. The record is from RefSeq and is a predicted model, not a curated record.
ACUCUGGUUCCUGGUGGAGAAGCCAAAGAGAUUCGCCAUGCAGAAUGUGUACUACACCGACUGCGGUCUUCGCCACAUGCACGAAUACCGCUUCAUCGUGCACAUUGAUCCCGACGAAAUCCCGAUGCUACGGCGCCAUAAGACCUUCCCGCAGUGGCUCUCCGAUCAGCUGAACAGCCACCCCGUUCUGCCCGGCGACGAGAGAAAACAGCCUCCUGCCCACAAGUUGAUCUGGUACUACCACCAGAAAAACCUCGAGCCUGCACCCUCUGCGGCGUCUCUCCCCGAGUACCUGUGGGCGAUGAGACACACCAAGAGGUCACUGGAAAGCAUGGCCGUGACACCUGGAAAGACCAAACCCGUUUACGACAUGGACCUGGCAACAGGUCUCUUUUCACAUGAUGUUCUCACUUGUGCCUAUGGAAAAUGCGAGAGAAACUCUCAUAUAUGCAAGAGAGACGUAGCUUACCUCGCACACUUCAGGUACGACUGUGGCGAUUUCUGCAAGCAACCCAACUCCACCGUGGAAGAAACGAUUCUUCUGAAAUACAAGAACCAAGUUCUCCCUGCCGUUACGAAAGUUCUCAAGGAGCUUCAGCUGAUUUAGUGUCUUUUCCACCUUAUUAAGAAAUGAAUAGAGAGAGAGAGAGAGAGAGAGAGAGAGAGAGAGAGAGAGAGAGAGAGAGAGAGAGAGAGAGAGAGAGAGAGAGAGAGAGAGAGAGAGAAAGAGUCAAAUUCAAAUAUUUAUGUAUUCCAUUUGUUGCAUCGGUUAUUCUUCUAACAGCAGCAAUGUCUGAAUCAGAAAAAAUAUAUAUAAUAAAACAUAUGAUAAUUUCGUACCAUCAUUAUUAUGAGGUGAGAUAUAGGACAUUUACCUCAUCAGUAUAUAUUAGAUGCCACUGAUAGAUUAGGAGGUAUUUUAGUUUUAAGUUGAAUGUAAUCAAGAUAUACUUGCUGUUAGAAACUUCUAUAUCACGGAUUUGCAUUUACCAUACUGCUAUUUCGGUCUAUAGUCUUUCAAUGUACAAAACAGUUAUCCAGCCUCCUUUGAAUAACUGUUGUGUAGAAUAUUGUUUGUAGAGACAGUAUAAGAUACAUUUCAUGUCUAUCUUUAUGAAUGAGUACGUGUAAUAAUAUGGUAAUUGCAUAUCUGUUGAACAUUCGCCCACUGAUUGUGUUGAUAUGCGACAGAGCCUGGAAUGAUAAUGAAUAAUUUCACAAGGCGAGACUGUGCUAAUAAAUACGACUAUUUUGCUAAUCAUUAUAACCAUUAUAACACAACGCUAAUUACCCAAGCAUCGUUCAUUGUGGGAAAAGGAGGAAGAAUCGUUAGUGCAUGAAACAAUUUAUCACAGGUCUCAUUUCAAGUUAUUACAUUUUUUAAAACAUGUAGUGCGAACCUCUAUAAUUCAAUAAAAAAGUUAGAAAUCA